CCUAUUUUCUGAUUUUCCCCUUCUUCUUCUUCUUCUUCUUCUCGCCACCGUCUCUCCGCUGUCUCGCUCUCUCCACCACCAGCACACGGCGAGCUUGAACCAGCUGAGAGCCGUCCGGAGCCGUCGUCGGCACCGUCGACAGAAGCCCGAAUGGGGAAGGACGGAGACAAGGGGGAGAGAGGAGCCGGUGCUGAUAGGAAGAUGUUCGUCGGUGUCGUCUGGAACUGCGCCACCGAGCUCAAGAUCCUCCUCACCGCCCUCUUGGUCCUCUGCUCCAUCGCCACCCUCCUCCAGUUCCUCCCCCCUCGCUUCUCCCUCUCCUCCUCCGAUCUCCGCCUCUGCAUCUCCCGCAUCUCCCCUCCCAUCUCCGUCCCUCCCCCCACUCCGUCCCUCCCCUCCUCCUCCCCCCCGGCCGCUGCUCCUCAGCCUCUCUCUCAGCCCCCGCCACCCCCCGAUGCGGAUCGAGAGCGGGUCCUCGAGGGCGGCGUCGUCAAGCGGGCCUUCAACCCCUACGGCUCUGCCGCCUACAACUUCAUCACCAUGGGCUCCUACCGAGGCGGCCUGAACACCUUCGCCGUCGUCGGCCUCGCUUCCAAGCCCCUCCACGUCUACGCCAAGCCUUCUUACCAAUGCCGUUGGGUCCCCCACCCCAACUCCAACUCCACCGCCGUCUCCACCGCCGUUGCUUACAAGAUCCUCCCCGACUGGGGCUACGGCCGCGUUUACACCGUCGUCGUCGUCAACUGCACCUUCCCCGACCCCGUCGUCAACCCCGACAACUCCGGCGGCAAGCUGCUCCUCCUCGCCUCCACCUCCGGCGGCAGCGACCACAACUUCAACUUCACCGACACCAUCGAAGUCCUUGCCGAGCCUCCCGGGAGCUUGGACCUGUCCAUCUUCAGCUCACAGCCCAAGUACGAUUUCCUCUACUGCGGGUCGCCGCUGUACGGGAAUCUGAGUCCUCAGCGAGUGAGGGAGUGGAUGGCCUACCACGUGAGGCUCUUCGGUGGCAAGUCGCAUUUCGUGAUCCACGACGCCGGCGGGAUACAGGAGGAGGUCCUCGCGGUGUUGCGGCCGUGGAUGGAGCUCGGGUACGUGACAUUGCAGGACGUCAGGGACCAGGAGAGGUUCGACGGGUACUACCACAACCAGUUCAUGGUGGUGAAUGACUGCCUGCACAGGUACAAGUUCGCGACCAAGUGGAUGUUCUUCUUCGACGUGGACGAGUUCAUCUACGUGCCGCCCAAGAACACGCUCAGGUCGGUGCUCGAUUCUCUGUCCGGCUACACGCAGUUCACCAUCGAGCAGAUGCCGAUGAGCAACAAGCUCUGUUUCGUCGAUGAGGCCGGCGCCGGCAGGACUUACAGGAAAUGGGGGUUCGAGAAGCUGGUGUACAGGGACGUGAAGAGGGGGAUCCGGAGGGACCGGAAGUACGCGGUGCAGCCGCGCAGCGUGUACGCGACCGGGGUGCACAUGUCCCAGAACCUCAGGGGCAGGACCAACCACAAGACUGAGCACCGGAUCAAGUACUUUCACUACCACGGCACCAUCGCGGAGCGCCGCGAGCCCUGCCGGAACCUGGUGAACUCCACGGACCUCACCUUCGACAAGGUCCCCUACGUGCUGGACACCACGCUGAGGGACGCCGCGGGCGCCGUGAAGAGAUUCGAGCUCAAAACGAUCGGCGACCGGCUGCAGAGGACCCGGCAAUGACAGCUCCCCCCUGUUGUGAUUAUUAACAAUCAUUUUGGUUGCUGUCUUUCUUUACCCCCUUUGUGCCUUUUGUAUUAUAGUGUCUGUGCGGUGGUGGGUAGAGAAUCUUUAUACAGGGGUUGGGGCGGGUGGGGCUCAUGAUUCAUGUUUACUUUCCUUAAUUCUUUCUUCCCUUUUUCUUUCUGGGUUUAACCCUCCCUUAAAGAGAGAGUAGAUUAGAUUAGAGAGAUUCUUUUGCAUAUUACAAUACUACUUUAUAUAUAUAAAGUAAAGAGAAGAGUCCCA
This is a messenger RNA of Rhodamnia argentea, 1998 nucleotides long. Its product is annotated as galactan beta-1,4-galactosyltransferase GALS3. The record is from RefSeq and is a predicted model, not a curated record. NCBI's taxonomy places the organism in Eukaryota, Viridiplantae, Streptophyta, Magnoliopsida, Myrtales, Myrtaceae.